AGAGAGGGAGGGAGAAGACAGAGAGAGAGGGAGAAGACAGAGAGAGAGGGAGAAGACAGAGAGCCGAUGGAGAUGUGGUUCCUGUUGGCUGUUCUCCUGGUGGUUGCGGCGCUGUCACUUGGGAAAGUUCUGCUGGGCAGGAUCCGCAGACCUGGAGAACCACCUCUAGAACAAGGCUGGAUCCCUUAUUUUGGCAAGGCAUUUGAGUUCCAUCAUGACUCUUUAGGAUUUCUUCUCUCUCGUCAACAAAGAUGGGGUGACGUCUUCACAGUCUACAUCGCCGGCAAGUACAUGACCUUUAUUUUAAAUCCGUUCCUCUAUCAGUUUGUGGUUCAGUGCAACAAGCAAUUAGACUUCCAAGGAUUUUCACUGGAGCUGUCAGCCAAAGUUUUUGGCCACCCUUAUCUGAAUGAUCCCAAAAUACCAGUGUGCAUUGAAGAAAUUCAGAAGCUCUACUCCUACCUAAUGGGUGAGGAGCUAAAUAUUUUGAAUGGAAGAAUGAUGAAGAAUCUUCAGAAUGUAAUGAAACAAGAGCAGUUGGGGCCAACAGAGUGCAGAACAGAGGGUAUGUACAGCUUCUGUUGCCGUAUCAUAAUUGAAGCCACUUAUUUAACUCUAUAUGGAAAGGCACCCAAGGACGAGCAAGAAGAAAUCACUGAAUUAAAAAAGAAAUUUAUUCAAUUUGACAAAAUGUUUCCCUACCUGGUUGCAAGGAUCCCCAUUGAACUUCUAGGCAACACCAAACUGAUUCGCAGAGAACUGACCAGUUAUUUCACAUCGAGAAGAUUGGAUCAACGACUAAAUCUAGCAAAUGUAAUCAAAGAGAGAAAGAAUUUUCUAGAGACGUAUUCAUAUCUGCAAGAUCAUCAGAGAGCAGCACAUCAUUUUGCCUUCCUGUGGGCUGCUCUUGGAAAUACAGUUCCAGCUGUAUUCUGGGCCCUGUAUUAUCUGGUGAAAAAUCCAGAAGCCCAUGCAGCUGUAUGUGAUGAAAUUCAGCAUGUGUUCCAGGCAGCUGGUCAAAGAGCAAGCCCUGACUUCAACAUCAGCCUCACCAGAGAACACUUAGACAGCAUGGUGAUCCUAGGAAGUGCCAUAAAAGAGAGCUUUCGAUUAUGUAGUGCCUCUAUGAACAUCCGAACUGCUCAGGAGGAUUUCACCUUAAACCUUAAAGAAGGACAGAGCAUCAAACUGAGAAAAGGCGAUUGGGUUGUCCUUUAUCCUCAAAUUCUACACAUGGAUCCAGAGGUUUAUGAAAAUCCUGAGGUGUACAAGUAUAAUCGCUUUGUGGAAAAUGGAUCGGAGAAGACUGCCUUUUACAAGAGAGGAAGGAAACUUCGGUAUUAUUUGAUGCCUUUUGGUUCUGGAUCCAGCAUGUGUCCGGGGAGACACUUUGCAGUCAGUGAGAUCAAAAUGUUUCUCUCAAUAAUGUUAGCUACAUUUGACUUGGAAAUCAUUGAAGGAGAAAAGCCAGUUGGACUUAAUAAUGACCGGGCAGGCCUUGGUAUCGUGUUGCCAGAUUCUGAUGUUCAGUUCCGCUACAAAUGGCAUCAGUGAAGAAAGAUACUACAUUUCCACUUUCAAACCGAGAGAAUGAUAUGUUGGUCAGUCAGGACUGGCUGAAGGAAUGGGGGAAAUGCUUGCUGACCUUGAUUGAAUCAAAUCUGGGAAAUUCUAAACAGCAUUGUCUAUAUUAUUCUCUACCUUUGAUUUAUUGUUUGUGUUCACAGUAUAGAGAAAAAAAAAUCCUGUUUAAUUCUGAGUGGUGCAUAACUUUUAACCUGAUGCUGAAUGUGAGUUGGAAUGGAUUUGAGUAUCGGCACCAGUCAAUGUGAAUUUUCAUGUAAUACAAAUAUUUUUAAGGAGCUGAACUGGGUGAAGAUGGCACUGCAGGGCUCACAUGAUUUUCCAUCCAUUCAAAGUUUUUCAGGGACUCCAGCCCUCCGUAAGUAAGUAGGGAAAUUGUAAGGUGCAAUUAAUCCAGGCCAGCCUGUUCAGAUGCAGCAAGCUUGCAAUCUGUGCCUGCCACUUCAGUUUGUGAUUGAAAUGUGAGGCCACUGCUGUUGAAUGGCUGGACAUCUGAACAGGGGGAGUCAGAAAGUUGGUGGAAGCUAGCACAGUUAUGAUGCUUACAGUCAGCCUGCACCUUUUAACCUGAGAGGUGCAUUUUGAUUGCAGAAGGUGCUGGAAGUAAUUUUAAAAAGCAAGAUUAACCGAAGAAAGAAACAAUAAUGGUACAGUUCUAUAAAGAGCAAGCUCUAGAUUUAUUUUUGGCAGCAACAGAAGUAUGGAUGCAAGACGUGGACAGGGUACCCUCUGGACAUUAAUUCAUUCACGCUGCUUUUGAGUUGAUCUUACACAAGUGGCUAAGGUAAUCAAAAGUAACUUUAAAAGGCCAUUUCCCACCAACUAUGUCACUAGCCUCGCACACACAACUUAUAUACCAUAUCGCUAUCAUUCACCAUCCAAACAUCCUACUGAACAACAACCCAAACCUCUCAUUUAUGAUUUCACAUCACCCUUUCACUCUUGUAUUUAUAACUGUCAAAUUUCACACCUUGGCUAGAAAUGUUGUCUGCUCCAGUCUGCGAGGAACCCAGACCCAAAAUGGUCACCUUCACUCACAAGACCAUCAUCGAACAGCUGAGAGGCUGCAGGUAUCCCCGUGACAGGGGACUGAUUUCACUGAGCAGCCCACUGUGAGCAAGGAGGUGAUCAGACACUCUACCCUGGAUGUUUGUGGAAUAAUGGAGAUUCAGUGAAGUUUUCAGAAUAGCAGAAACUGCUAAGUUCAAAUAGUCCACAUCCUGGGCUACAGCAAGGGCCAUAAUCCACGAGUAGGUAGUUACAGUUUUAUCCAGUAGAUGUAAAGGCUAAAACAGUCUGUAUAAUUGUUAGAAAUAAAUCACAAGCUCUUUAAAACAAAUGAAAGAUUUUGAGCUACUGCUGUCAUUGGAUAUUUAAAUAACUGUUCUAGGAGUUAAAAUAUCUGUUUCUUCAUGUUUACCAAAGACCUCUUUAUGAAUCUGAUUUCAACAAGUUACAAUUAUAUCAGCACAGCAUUCAAAAUUUGCAGUUUAUUAAAGGAUUAGCUGUCUUUGAUGUGGGUUUGUGAAUAGAAGUUUGCUUCAUAAGAGACUACACACUUGAUGAUUGUAAAUUGUUUUAUUACUGUAAGGACUGUAUUACAAACUCAGGCCUUUUUUUAAAUUUUAUCUCAGCGUGGUUCCUGAGAUGUACUAAUGGUGGAUAAGACCAUAAGAAAUAGGAACCCAGAGUAGACCAUUCGGUCCCUCAAGCCUUCUCCCCCUUUCAAAAGGAUCAUGGCUGAUCUGACCUUCCUCACACCCACUUUCCUACACUUUCCCUCCAACCCUUGAUUCCCUGACUGAUCAAGAAUCGAUCCACCUCAGCCUUAAAUGUUCACAUGGACUCUGUCCCCAUACAUUGAGGUUCAAGUCCAUAGCUCCCUGAAACUGGCCACGCAAGUAAAUAGGGUGAUGAAGAAGCUGUAUGCCAUGCUUGGCUUUAUUGGUUGGGGAAUUAAGUACAAGAGUCAGGACAUCUGACAAAAAUUCUCCUGCACCUCCACACACCUCAUCUAAUGUGUCUGUUGCCCUGACGUGGUCCCCUCUACAUUGGGGAGACAGGACACCAAAUUGUGGUUUGUUUCAGAGAACAUCUCCAGGACACACACACUAAACAACCCCACUGCCCUGUGGCUGAACUGUUCUACUCCCACUCCCACUCCGCCAAGGACAUGCAAGUCCUGGGCCUCCUCCACCACAAAAUUCUAGCCACCCGACGCCUGGAGGAAGAAUGCCUCAUCAUCCACUUUUGAACCCUCCAACUACCCGGGAUCAAUGUGGAUUUCACCAGUUUCCUCAUCUCCCCUCGCCCCACCUUAUCCCAUAUCCAACCCUCCAACUCGGCACUGUCCUCUUGAACAGUCCUACCGGUUCAACUUCCUUCCCAUCUAUCGGCCCCACCCUCAAAACCGACCUAUCACCUUCUUCCCCACCUGCAUCUACCUAUUUCCUUGUCAGCUACCUUGCCACCAGCACCCCUUUCCAUUUAUCUCUCAGCCCCCUUACCCCUACCUCUCACAUUCCUGAUGAAGGGCUUGUGCCCGAAACGGCGAUUCUCCUGCUCCUCAGAUGCUGCCUGACCAGCUGUGCUUUUCCAGUGCCAUACACUUUGACUCUGACUCUCCAGCAUCUGCAGUCCUCACUUUCUCCCUGCAAGAGUCAGGAUGUCGUGUUGCAGCUUUUUAAGGUUUUGGUUCGGCCAUGGGGCUGACAAUAUUAUAUUCAGUUCUGGUCGCCAAGAAAGAUGGGGAGGCUUUGGAGAGGGUGCAGACAAGGUUUACCAGGAUGCUACCUGGAUUAGAGGGUAUAAGCUAUAAGGAGAGGCUGGACAAACUAAGGUUGUUUUCACUGGAGUGGUGGAAGCUGAGGGGAAACAUGACAGGAAUCUAUAAAAUUAUGAGCUGCAUAGAUAGGGUUGAUGGUCAGAAUUUUUUUCCCAGAGUUGAAAUGUCUAAAACUGGGGGGUAUGCAUUUAAAGUGAGAGGGGGAAAGUUCAAAGGAGAUGUGAGAGGCAAGAUAUUUACACAGAGAGUAGUAGGAAUGUGGACCACACUGUCAGGGGUGGUGGUGGAGCUAGUUACGAUAAGAGUGUUUAAGAGACAUUUAGAUAAGCACAUGAAUAUGCACAGAAUGGAGGGAUGUGAACCCAGGGUAGGCGAAGGGAUUAAUUUAAUUUGGCGUCAUGUUCGGCUCAACACUGUGGGCCGAAGGGCCUGUUCCUGUGUUGUACUGUUCUAUGUUCUACCUCUCUGUGGCAAGGAGUUCCAAUCAUUCUCAACCCUCUGAACGCAGAAACUGCAAAUCAUCUCCGUCUGAAAUGGAUGUCCUUUUAUUCUGAGACUGUGCCCUCUGGUCCUAGACUCUGCCAUGAGCAGAGAACCAAGCUUGGCCUGUUAACCAGCAUGCCUCAAUACUCUGCCAUUCCCAUGUGUGCCUCCGCUCUGCUUCCCAAGUGCUGGCCCCAAACCUGGCCAGCUGCACCCCUCCCCCAUGAGUAUUAGAUCAGACACAGCUGUCUCAGGAGUGAAACUCUACCCCACUCUAUUUCACUGAAUGUUAAGGAGAAUUAUUCUGUGUGCAUGCCUCUUAGCGAGAGUUCUUCUCCUUCACCACCUCAUCCCUCUUACAGCAACUGAAUAUCCUCUGUGUCACCUCUGCUUCAUCUCCUGGUCAUGCUGUAGGCCAAGGGGAAUAGAAACUGCUGUAACAAAGAUUGGGAGCAGGAGUGUGAGCAGAACCCUUGGAGUGAGAACCAAACUCUUUACCAUGCACCAUUCCACUCUGUGUAAACUUCAACUUUAAGUAAUAGUACAAACAAUUAAGGCUGUGCUAUAUCUAUCCUAGGGUAAAAAAUGAGGUCUGCAGAUGCUGGAGAUCACAGUUGAAAAUAUGUUG
Molecule: messenger RNA, 5480 nt
Organism: Hemiscyllium ocellatum (epaulette shark)
Lineage: Eukaryota; Metazoa; Chordata; Chondrichthyes; Orectolobiformes; Hemiscylliidae
Gene: cyp7b1
Product: cytochrome P450 7B1
Exons: 6
Coding region: 67-1554 (495 amino acids)
Biological process (GO): bile acid biosynthetic process; cholesterol homeostasis
Molecular function (GO): oxidoreductase activity, acting on paired donors, with incorporation or reduction of molecular oxygen; iron ion binding; steroid hydroxylase activity
Source: RefSeq, a predicted model, not a curated record